AUGACGGGGAAUAAUACUUUUAACCUUUACUUCAUUUAUUUAGUAUACAAUUUUCUUCAAAAUGAUUUGGUUGGUACAAAUCCUCUUAAUAAAUUGAAGUCCUUAAUACCUGAUGAAGUUUUACUUUUGUCCAGGGCAUUUACUCAAAGUAUAGGGCUCCUUUCUUACACUUUUCUCAGGGAGACAGGUUGCGAUGACAUUAUUGUACCAACUGCUGAUUAUGAAUUUGACGAGCUGACUAAUUCAUUCAAGAGAUUAUAUCGUCAUGAUGAGAAACAUUUUUCUUCAAAUUUAUCAACGAUCUUGGAGUGGUCACCAUUUGACACAGAAGAUAAAUUGUUAGCACAAUUUAUUGACAUAGGGCAUCAUGGUACAAAGAUUAUGAUAUUCAACUUAUGGUUGAAUGAUGAUGGGAAUAUGGAGCUUGAUUUCCAGUUAGAUGCAAAGGAUAUUAUGAUUAGUGAAGCACAAAGACAAGUGCAGAAAAAUAAACAUGACAGUAAACAAAUUGCAAAUAGGCUACGUUUUUCUCUUCGAGCAUACAUAUCCAUCUUAUAUCUACGGAUACCACAAAAUUUCAGGAUAGUAUUGCGUGGGGAAGUUGUUAGACCUCACAACAUAGCUAAUGAUCUCAUAUAUCGGGAAUGCAUAUUGUAUAAACCACAAGCAUGUGGAGUUUCAGAGGCUUCUAUUGUCACUACCAUUGGAUUUCUAGAUGGCGCUCCAAAUGUUAAUGUCCAUGGAUUCAAUGUCUACCACAAGAAUCGCCUUAUAUUGCCUUAUUGGAAAGUUGCAAAUAAUUCCUAUGGAAAAGGCAGAGGAGUUGUUGGUGUACUUGAGACAAAUUUCAUAAAGCCUACUCAUGAUAAGCAGGAUUUUGAGAAGUCUGCCCUUUACCAAAAGCUUGAGAGUCGCUUGAAAGAGAUGACAUAUGAGUAUUGGGAUCUUCAUUGCCAUUUGGUGGGCUACUAUAACAACAAGAAGCCUGCAGCACCAAGACCAUCUUCUGUUGUUUGCCAGAUGCCUCAGUUGGGAACAUCUGGCUCUUUAGAUCUGGUUGAGACUAAGGAUUUUACACCAGCUAACCUGGAGAGAACCACUCUCAUUACUGCAUCCACACAACCUAUAUCCUGCACAACACCUACAGACUUAAAAUGUGAUGGUAGCAUACAGACCAGACUACCACUUAAAAGAAAGAAUGAAAAUCAAGUUGCUGUCACGCGAGAAACAAAAGUGCAGAAUUUAUCUAAUCCAUUUGGAUCUAGACGCACCAAGCCAACCAAAGAUUCUGGUUCUGGCGUGCAACCAAUUCCUGAUAUUAAAGCUAUGAUUUUAAAAAAUAAGGAGCUACGUGAUCAGUGCUUGGAGUACGAAGAGACAGAGAAACAACUUAUGCAAAAGGCGAAGAAACUUAGAACUGAGCUUCUAGAGGUUUUAGAGGCAUACAAGAAAUUGCUGAUUGAUGUCAUACCAAUUGAAGAUGUUAAAACAGAGACACUGUAGAUCAUUCUAUCUAAAGAACGUCUAUUAGUUAUCCUCUAAAGCACGACCAUGAUCCAUUAUAAACUGCCCAUAAUCUUAAAAAGUUCUUGGAAAGGAUGAGUUCAUCUUAUGUGAAAUAUUCACUUGCAAAAAUUUUAGAUGCAGAAAAGGUUGUUCCGGCUGAUAUGUUGUAAGGCCAUUAUUCUCAUGGCCGAUAUGUUGUAUGAUCAUUAUUCUCAUGUAAGAUGAACCUGUAAUCUGGCUACCUUGUGCUUAUUUGCUGUUGUAAUUUGUAAAAGUACGAGUAUAGUGGUUUUAGCAUUCCAUUGAUUUCUUUUGGAAGAUCA
Molecule: messenger RNA, 1829 nt
Organism: Zingiber officinale
Lineage: Eukaryota; Viridiplantae; Streptophyta; Magnoliopsida; Zingiberales; Zingiberaceae
Product: protein MICRORCHIDIA 6-like
Exons: 14
Coding region: 1-1503 (500 amino acids)
Cellular component (GO): nucleus
Molecular function (GO): ATP hydrolysis activity
Source: RefSeq, a predicted model, not a curated record